Messenger RNA from Trichobilharzia szidati, 2215 nucleotides. The record is from the annotation of a GenBank genome assembly. Lineage: Eukaryota; Metazoa; Platyhelminthes; Trematoda; Strigeidida; Schistosomatidae.
CUACCAAUCACAAUACGUAUUAGUGACCUACAGGUGCAUUACAUGCACCCAGCACGUCGGUUAUGUGGCUUAGUGUUUGUUUUGGUUUAAUUUUGUGUUUUUGAUUUGCCAACUCGGAGUUGAUGUCAUCAUCAGUGAACGCUCAUAUCUUCUGUUCUGAAAAGAGAAGUCUUUGAAAUGUUGAAAGAUGGUAGGCUUCAUUGUGGUAUUAAUCCCUCGAUUUGCACUGCAGACCUUUUUUCAAGUGAAUAAAGAAAGUAUGUUGGAAAGACUUGCUUUAAUAAGGAGUUACACUGUUUCACAAUUCAAUGCGAGUAAUGUACUGCAUAGUUCGAUUUGAUCAGGACGAACUCGAGUUCAGUUUAAAUAAUCAAAUUAACUGUGUCUUCGUUCGCAUAGUUGUUUUUAGUUGGGAUAAACCGGCCCAUAAUUUAUUGAGAUGCUUGUAGCGCUGUUCUGUUACUUCGGGUUUGCCCAAAUAACAUCUAGUUAUUGUGACAACAAAGAUAGGGACAACUCAGCGUUCCAGUAUUUAAACGCAGACACAUAAUGCACUAAUGAAAUGAGAGGAAGAGUACAAGUAAAGGUCACCACAUUGUGAUGCGCAGAAAGAUAUGGGCAGUUAGUGAUUCCAUAAACUAGUACCGUGUUAAGGUCCAGUUACUCUUCUUUGUGAUUCAAGAUAAUAUUAUAUCAUAUAGGGUACCAAACGAUCGCAUAUCAUUAUGGACGAAUAGCAAGUAUUCAUGACACACUUCAAGUAUUUUAUGUUUUUCUAACAUAGAUCCAGUUACAUCAGACCAAUUUAGUUUACUUGUUCUCGUUUUUCAGAUAGAAUUGUUGAAAGAAUUGUGAUUAACUAACAAUGCAUUCAGUGAUUACUAAUAAAUCUAUUACUUGUAAAGCUGCUGUUGCUUGGAGGCCGUGUGAACCUUUGGUGAUAGAAGAGGUUGAAGUUUCACCCCCAAUGUACGGUGAAGUACGGAUUAAGGUGUAUUCCUCUGGAGUUUGCCAUACAGAUGCAUACUGUUUGAAUGGUCAUGAUCCAGAAGGUGUUUUUCCUACCAUACUUGGCCAUGAAGGUGCGGGUGUUGUAGAAAGUGUUGGUGAAGGUGUAACAUCACUUUCUCCUGGUGAUCAUGUUAUUCCUUUGUACAUUCCACAGUGUAAUGAAUGCAAAUUUUGUUUUUCAAAAAAGACAAAUUUAUGCUCAAAAAUAAGAGAAACACAGGGAGCUGGCCUCAUGCCAGACGGUUCAGUUCGUUUUAAAUGUCGGGGUCAACAAAUACAUCACUUUAUGGGUUGUAGUACUUUUAGUGAGUACACAGUACUGCCUGAAAUAAGUGUAGCGAAGAUAGAGAAGAAUGCACCGUUGGAUAAAGUCGGUCUUCUGGGAUGCGGUAUAAGCACAGGAUAUGGAGCUGUUUUGAAUACUGCCAAUGUUGAAAAAGGAAGUGUGUGCGCUGUUUGGGGGCUUGGAACAGUUGGGUUAGCGACUAUAAUGGGAUGCAAGAAAGCUGGUGCCAGGCGAAUAAUUGGGGUAGACGUUAAUGAAGACAAGUUCGAAUUAGCUCUUUCAUUCGGAGCUACAGAAUGUAUUAAUCCUGCGAAGCAGUUGAAGCCAAUACAGAAUAUUGUAACCGAAAUAACUGAUGGAGGCUGCGAUUAUACUUUUGAAUGUGUAGGAAAUGUGGAAACUAUGAGGCAGGCUUUGGAGUCUUGCCAUAAAGGCUGGGGUGUCUCAGUUAUAAUUGGUGUUGCAAAGGCUGGGACUGAGAUUUCGACUCGGCCAUUCCAACUUGUAACAGGACGUACAUGGAAAGGUUCAGCUUUUGGAGGUUGGAAAUCUCGUGAGUCGGUGCCUAAACUUGUCAAAGAAUAUAUGUCAGGAGAGAUCAAAGUUGAUCAAUUUAUCACUCAUCACUUUGAUUUAAAAGAUAUUAAUAAGGCUUUUGAUUUGAUGAAAAUGGGCAGGUGCAUCAAACCAAUGAUUCAUCUCUACAGUUCUCAGUGAAAUUUUAAAAGUGUUUCUGGAAUCAAAUAGUCAGUUUUCCAACGAAUUUAAUUCGGUUGACUUGAUCAUUUCAUCCUAUUUUACGUGUAAAUUAACUAGUAACAGUGAUGCUUUUUAUGUAAUCUUUGUACAUGGAUUGGAAACUGAGAUUAUGAGAAUAUGAUUUUGAUAAUAUUACAUAUGGUAUAAUGAUUCAUCCAU